GCUUUAUUCACUAAUUUUCAAGAUGUCUGACCGCAAGCUUUGUAUGAUUCCCGGCCCUAUCGAGUUCCACGAGGAUGUCUUGACAGCCAUGAGCACCCCUGCUACUUCCCACGUUGAUCCUCUCUUUGUCCCUAUCUUUGGCGAGUCCAUCGAGAUGAUUCGUGAGGUUGUUGUCUCCAAGGUCGCUCAACCCUUGAUUUUGUCUGGCUCAGGAACCCUUGGAUGGGAUCAGAUGGUCAACGUAAUUGAACAGGGAGACGAGGUUCUUGUCCUGAACACUGGUUACUUUGGUGAAAACUUUGCUGACUGUCUCAAAACAUACGGCGCCAAGAUUACCCAGUUACGUGCCCCUGUUGGUUCCCGCCCAACUUUAGACGAGGUCACAACCGCUGUCAAGGAAAAGAAGUACAAGAUGGUUACAAUCACUCAGGUCGAUACCUCGACUGGUGUUUUGUCUGACAUCAAAACUUUGUCUUUGGCUAUUAAAGCCCUGUCCCCUGAGACUUUGGUUGUGAUUGAUGCUGUGUGCGCUGUUGGAUCUGAGGAGAUCCAGUUUGAUGCCUGGAAAUUGGAUGUUCUCAUCACCGGCUCCCAAAAGGGUCUCGGUGUCCCCCCUGGACUUUCCAUCGUAGUUCUCAGUGAGCAGGCUAUUAACAUCUAUGAGAGCCGCAAGACUCCUGUUGCUGCUUACUACUCUAACUGGAAGAAGUGGCUUCCCAUCAUGAAGGCUUACGAAGCUCGCAAACCUGCUUACUUUGCCACCCCUGCUGUCCAGCUUAUCUAUGCUCUCCACACUUCUCUUAAGCAGAUCACCAGCCAGCCUAUUGAAAAGCGCUGGGCUAAGCAUCAAGAGGUCGCUGCUAAAUUCCGCAAGGCCGUUAAGGAUCUUGGUCUUAAGCAGGUUGCUGUUACUGAUGAUGCUGCUGCCAACGGUAUGACUGCCGUCUGGCUUCCCGAGGGUCUUGUUGCCGGUCAAUUGGUUGGAUCUCUCGCCGGAAAGGGCGUACAGAUUGCCGGUGGUAUUCUUGGUGAUCUUUCACCAAAGUACUUCCGUGUUGGUCACAUGGGUAUUUCUGUUAUGGAGCGCAACCACAUUGACAAGGUUAUCAAGGCCAUGACUGAGUCCUUGGCUGAACUCGGAUACAAGCAGUAGUUAGAUUUCCCUAUAUUUUUUAUUACCAUAUCGUUUUUCAUCCAUCAUUAAAACACUCUUGCUUUGGCAUGAAAAAUAAUUCACAGUC
Messenger RNA from Phycomyces blakesleeanus NRRL 1555(-), 1241 nucleotides. RefSeq lists its product as hypothetical. Gene Ontology annotation, molecular function: L-alanine:glyoxylate transaminase activity; L-serine:pyruvate transaminase activity. The coding region runs from base 23 to 1153 and encodes 376 amino acids. NCBI's taxonomy places the organism in Eukaryota, Fungi, Mucoromycota, Mucoromycetes, Mucorales, Phycomycetaceae. The transcript has 5 exons. Gene Ontology annotation, cellular component: peroxisome. The record is from RefSeq and is a predicted model, not a curated record.